GAGAGAGAGAGAGAGAGAGAGAUAGAGAUAGACUGACAGAGGAGAGCAGGACUACUUGCAGGGUGUGCAGGCAGACACCAGCUGUAUUAAAGGAGAGUGGAGUGAUUGGGUGGAGGCAGAGGCUGGGAUUUUCCUUGGGUUGCAGCAGUCAGACAGAGACCCAGAGCAGCAGCAGCAGCAACACAGAGAGAGAGAGGGAGAGAGAGAGGGAGAGAGAGAGAGAGAGGGAUACCCACAGCCAAACCCACAGCCAAACCCCACACACAGCAUCAGCAGCAACACAGCACCAUGUUGCAAACCAGGACUGUCCUUUGCAGUUUGCUCCUUUUCAGCACUGCAGUUUCGCUGCAGGUGGACAUUAUGCCAUCCCAGGGGGAAGUUAGCGUGGGAGAAUCCAAAUUUUUUCAAUGCUCAGUGACUGGGGAGGCCAGCAUCAUCUCUUGGUUUCUGCCCAAUGGCGACAAGAUCGUCCCAAACCAGCAGCGUAUCUCCGUGAUCCUGAGCGACGUGUCUUCGAGCCUGACGCUGUACAACGCGAACAUCGACGACGCCGGCAUCUACAAGUGCGUGGCGACCUCCAAUGACGGCAAUGAGUCGGAAGCCACCGUCAACGUCAAGAUAUACCAGAAGCUGGAGUUCAGGAACGCGCCUUCUCCCCAGGAGUUCAAAGAGGGGGACGAUGCAGUUAUCAUCUGCGACACAGUCAGCUCCCCGCCACCCACCAUCACCUGGAAACACGGAGGACGAGACGUGGUGCUGAAGAAAGACGUUCGCUUCACUAUGCUGUCCAACAAUUAUCUGCAAAUCCGGAACAUCAAGAAGACGGACGAAGGGGUCUACAGGUGUGAGGGAAGAAUCGCCGCCAGGGGGGAGAUCAAGUUCAAGGACAUCAGUGUCAUUGUCAACGUUCCUCCGAGUAUCCGCGUGUGGGAGACGCUGGUGAACGCCACAGCGCUGAUUAAUCAGUCCGUUACACUAGUCUGCGAUGCUGAGGGCUUUCCGCAGCCCAAGGUCACCUGGCAGAGGGAUGAUGAGUUGAUCGAGGCAGAUGGCGAGAAGUACAUUAUGCGCGAGGAUGGAUCCCAACUCGUUAUAAACAAAGUCGGGGAAAAUGAUGACGGCGAUUACAUCUGCAUCGCAGAGAACAAGGCUGGCGAUUUCGAGAUGGAGAUCACCCUCAAAGUCUUUGUGAAGCCCGAAAUUACCUACGUGGAGAACAAGACUGCCGUGGAGCUUGAAGACCAGAUAAUCCUGACCUGCGAGGCGAAAGGAGACCCCACUCCAACCAUCAUCUGGUCCAAGGGCACCCACACUUACCAAGAUGGCGAGCAGGCUUCAUGGACAAGGCCCGUGACACAAAAGGCCAUGGAUGGACGUAUCGAAGUUCGGAGCCAUUCCCGAGUUUCUGCCCUGACUCUCAAAGACAUUCAGCACACAGAUGCUGGUGAAUACAUCUGCACAGCCACCAACGCAAUCGGACAGGACAUGGAACCUAUGUACCUCGAAGUGCAAUAUGUGCCGAAGCUUCAGGGCACAGUAACCGUCUACACCUGGGAGGGCAACCCUGUGAACAUCACCUGUGAAGUCCUCGCUCAUCCCAACGCCCAGGUUUCCUGGUUUAGAGAUGGCCAGCAUUUGCCGAGCUCCAACUACAGCAACAUUAGGAUCUACAACACACGAUCCACCACUUACCUUCAGGUGACACCCGAAUCAGAGAAUGACUUUGGUCCCUACAACUGCACAGCCAUUAACCGUGUGGGAGCGGAGUCCAAGGAGUUUAUCCUGGUGCAAGCUGAGACCCCCUCUGCUCCGACUAUCCUGGACACCAACCCCUUUUCCAGCUCGGCACAGAUCGAGUUUGAUGAACCUGAAUCCACGGGCGGAGUCCCGGUUCUCAAAUACCUGGCGGAAUGGAAAGUGAAGAACACAACUGACUGGAAUACCAAGCACUUCAGUGCAAAGGAUGUCCGAGGUUCCGACUAUGUAAUCACCAUCAGCGGCCUGUCCCCGGAAACCAUGUACAAACUUCGCCUGUCUGCCAUCAACGGGAAAGGAAUCGGUGAUUCCAGCCCAAUCACUGAGUUCAAGACUCAGCCAGUCCCCAUCACUGUCCGUGUCUUCGUGUCUGUUCCUGUAUCGGAUGAGCCAAUCUCUACCAUGUCUACUGAAAUGCCACCUUCUAGCCCAAAAUCUGACGUUCAACCAUCUGUAAGCUCUAGCGAUUCCUAUUCUUCCCCAACUCUGGCAACACGUCCACCCACCCCUUUUCCGUCACUUGAAUCAGCUCAAGGGGAGCCGAGUUCGCCUAAGCUUGAAGGACACGUAAUUGGCAACGGGAAUACCUGUAAGGUCAACUGGAUCAAGCAAGAUGAUGGCGGAUCUCCUAUCCAGCAUUACCUGGUCAGAUACAAAGCUAGACAUAACUCCAACUGGAAACCUGAGAUGAGACUGCCAGCCGACAGUGAAUAUGUUAUCCUUGGAAAUCUGGAAUGGAACUCGGAGUACGAGGUUUAUGUGAUGGCUGAAAACCAGCAAGGAAGAUCUGAAGCUGGUUCCUUCUCUUUCAGAACUUCAGUAGAGCCCACUGUCAUCCCAGAAGCUGACGCAUCCGGUGGGUCUGGUUUGGGAACUGGAGCUAUUGUCGGAAUCCUCAUUGUGGUCUUCCUCAUCCUGCUGGUUGCUGUGGACGUCACCUGCUACUUCAUCAACAAGUGUGGGCUGCUGAUGUGCAUUGCCGUCAAUUUCUGUGGACAGGCUGGCCCUGGAUCGAAGGGCAAGGACAUCGAGGAAGGGAAAGCUGCCUUCUCUAAGGAUGAGUCAAAGGAGCCCAUCGUAGAAGUGAGGACCGAGGAAGAACGGACACCAAACCAUGAUGGUGGAAGCCAAACGGAACCCAAUGAAACCACACCAUUGACAGAACCUGAGAAAGUCCCACUGGAGGAAAAGCCCAAAAAAGAGGGGAUCGAAGUGAAGACAGUCCCCAACGAAGCCACACAAACAAAUGACAAUGAGAGCAAAGCAUGAUCAAAACAAAAAAAGGAAACGUGAAAAAAAAAAUCAAAAAGCAUAAAUAAACCAGUUUCCCUUUUCAGUGUCUUUUAUCAUUUUUGAAACCUGUUUUUCUGUUUGUAGAUUUUCAGCUGAGAAACGGGGAUGGAAUGUGGCACACUUGCUUUUUUGUAAACUUUCUUGACUGAGAGAGUUGACCAUGGCAAACCGAAAUUGAUACGUGUUGAAAAGAAAAAAACUACCGGGAGUACGUUAAAUUGUAGUUAUCAUUUUUCACCGCGCUUUAGUAAAACUUGUGAUUUUUAGAGAGAAAAAAAAAACGUGUAAGUUCCUUGGUUAGAAAGCACUAAACAUAUUCCCUAUAGUUUCUUCCCAUGUCGGUAAAGUGAAGCGUUGAAUCAAAACGUUCUCAGUACAUACCUGUAGAAACCGCCACCACUGAUUUUUAUCCUGUUACUUUUUUCCAGCUAAAACAAAAAAAAAAGUUACUGAUUGAAACACAGCUUUAUAAAUUACCAUCGUAAGGUUAGAAACGUGUUUGCUUCACUGUUCAUACAAGUACAUUUUUGUGCACCAAGCAAUGCUAUCUUAACCUGUUUCUUCUCGUUUUAAAUUGUUUGCAAGUUUUGAUCCUGAGUUAAGCUUUUGACUAAACAGAAGGUUUGUAAAUUUGCAUCUGUGAAGUAUAUUUCAAUUUGCAGUAUUCGAUUUUAUGAAAAAGAAUCCUAAUUUUUUUUGGCCAACUUUUAUUUUCCAGUGUUUUGUUGUUUUAAGACCAUAAUUGUUUAACCUUUACAUGUUAUAAUUGUGUGUAAAUGUAACGGGCUUUGUAAUUUUUUUUAAAGGCUUUUUUUUUAAAAAACAAACACAUUAGUUUAGCCUGCUUGCUUUUGCAAAGGGAUUUUUUUUUUUUUUUUUUUGAAUGAUCGGGUUUACAAUACCUUUCCCCCUCCCUUUGUUAGAAUAUGCAUUGCUUGCUUGCUCUGCUAUCUGAAUAGACUUUAGUUACUUCAUAUGGGUAGCGCACCAUAUUACGACCAGUUUACUUUAUUAAAGUCUGAUAUACACUUCUGUUGUGUGUCCUUUCCCCCCUUUCUCAGUGCAAAAUGCCCUGCAUUCUUGUCAGUGCGGAAGGACUCAACGGGCACAUUUCUGUUCCUGAAGUAAUUUUUCAACCUCGUUUAGACUGCAAGCUUGUGCACUGUGAAUGCGUGAAUAAUAUAGUGUGAAACGUGUUUUUUGUCAUAGUAUUUCAAAGAGAAAAUUCAGCGUAGCUUGGUUGUGAAAGGCGUAGAAAAGUAGUUCUGAAGAUUGUGUGGGGAAAAUGCCGAACCAGAGAAGAAGAAAACAAUAAUAAUAAUAAUAAUAAUCAAAAGAAAAGGGGGCAGCAAACAUGUUUGGGCAUGAUUUCCAUGUGUUAUAAGUUUUUUGCCUGUAAUGUUUUAAUAAUGAUGGUAAGACUGGGAGCAUCGCCCUUUAUGACGACCAAAUGGGGCUUUACUGUUUCAUGUACUUUAAUUUUCUGUGCAGUCUCAGUCCAGUAAUGAUGGCAUUGCUAGUUUGUAAGUUCAAACUGUGAAAUACUGGUCUCGUCAUUUGCUUCAAGUGUUUGCAUAUAUUCAGCUUUAGGGAUGACAGUGGAGGUGGCGUUAUUAAUCUCGCAUUGAAUAAUCAGGACCUCACCUGCGCGCAGGUGAAUCCGCGAGACUUCAUCCCAUCAUGCUUUUGGAGACGUUCAUUAUUUCCAGCAAGCCACCAGGAACAAAUGGCAUUUUUUUUAUUCCAAUGCUGCCUUAAAUCAAGCCCUAUCUAGUCUAAUUACCCAGAGAUAUUUAAGCCCGUUUACUCGCUGUCAUUUUUUUUUUGCCGACAUUAAAAUGGGACCAAGUUUACAUAGGCCAUUGCAAUCACAUCGAUGGCCUAAUAGUGAAAGGUAUGAAUGUUUACUCCUAACGUGUGCCAUCUAUAGUGAAUUUUCAGAUGCCCUGGUAGAGAAUUUGUGAUGCGGUUUAUAUUGUAGGUAUACUGUGUGUCGAACUAAUUAGAGUAUAUGAUAAAAAAGGCCUUACAAUUUUCUAUUAUAAAACUCAAGGCUGGAUUUCACCUGUUAUAUCCUACAAGAAUUAACGUCUCCAACCUCCAAUGUCAUCCCUAGUCAGAAUACCCUGCAUUUAGGGCUUUCUCUUCUAUUUCAGAACUUUUUAAUUGAGUGAAGAUUAUACCAUCUUUCCACUGUCACUGGUGUAAAUACUGACUACUAACCAAGAUUUUUGACCUUGCAUUAUGUCAGAUACUUGUGUUCAAUAAAAAUUUAAAAAAAUAA
Molecule: messenger RNA, 5332 nt
Organism: Callorhinchus milii (elephant shark)
Lineage: Eukaryota; Metazoa; Chordata; Chondrichthyes; Chimaeriformes; Callorhinchidae
Product: neural cell adhesion molecule 1
Exons: 23
Coding region: 289-3024 (911 amino acids)
Biological process (GO): cell adhesion
Cellular component (GO): membrane
Molecular function (GO): protein binding
Source: RefSeq, a predicted model, not a curated record